AUGAAGUCAUUUGUUCUCGUCUCCGCCUUGGCGGCUUUCGCUUCUGCGACCCCUACUCUGAAGGAUCCCCCCAGCAAGCGCGCUUCUCUCCCCACAGUCACUGCCUCCGGCAAUGCUUUCUGGACUGGCAACGAGCGAUUCUACCUCCGAGGUAUCGACUACCAGCCCGGUGGUGCCGCCGCCAACGAGGAUCCUCUGGCCGACCCCAAGGUCUGCAAGCGUGAUAUCAAGUACUUCAAGGAGCUUGGCGUCAACGUUAUCCGUGUCUACGCUGUCGACAACAAGGGUGACCACGAUGAGUGCAUGACGGCCCUCGCCGAAGCCGGCAUCUACCUUGUUCUCGAUGUCAACAACCCCAAGUACUCCAUCAACCGUGCCAAGCCCGGUCCUUCUUACAACGCCGCCUACAUCCAGAGUGUCUUCGCCACUGUCGAGAUGUUCGCCCAGUACGACAACACCCUCGCUUUCUUCUCUGGUAACGAGGUCAUGAACGACGAGAAGGACACCGACAAGUCUGCUCCUUACGUCAAGGCCAUCACCCGUGAUAUGCGAAAUUACAUCAAGGCUCGCAAGCUCCGAAAGGUCCCCGUCGGAUACUCCGCCGCCGAUGUUUCCUCCAACCGCAUGCAGACUGCCCACUACAUGAACUGCGGUUCUGAAGACGUCCGAUCCGACUUCUUCGCUUUCAACGACUACUCUUGGUGCAACAGUGACUUCGAGACUUCUGGCUGGGACGUCAAGGUCAAGAACUUCACCGACUACGGUAUCCCCAUUUUCCUGUCUGAGUACGGUUGCAUCAAGAACCGCCCUCGUAAGUUCGGGGAGUUGGAGCCCAUGAUGGGCAAGGAGAUGUCCUCGGUCUACUCUGGUGGUAUCAUGUACGAGUACUCCCUCGAGGACAACGACUACGGUAUUGUCCAGAUCAAGAGCGGCAAGGUCACGCCCGACAAGGAGUUCGACCUUUUCAAGUCUGCCCUCAAGGAGUACCCCAUGCCCACUGGUACCGGUGGUGCUGCCAAGUCUUCCCACGGCGUUGAGUGCCCCAAGUCCGAGUCCGUCUGGCAGGUCGACCCCAGCUACCUCCCUGAGAUGCCCGCCCAAGCUGAAAAGUACAUGAAGGACGGUGCUGGAAAGGGCCCUGGUAUCGACGGCGCGGGCUCCCAAGACGACGCCGACAGUGGUACUGCCACUGCCAGCGUCGCUGUUGGUACCUCUACCGGUUCUUCCGGCUCAUCCGGCUCCGACGACAAUGAUGAUGACAGCGGUGCUGCCAGCCUCGGUUUCGGUGCUCUCUACAUCACCGCUGCCGCCACUGCCUUCACCCUCUUCGGAACCCUUCUUCUGUAA
Molecule: messenger RNA, 1347 nt
Organism: Fusarium sp. VM40
Lineage: Eukaryota; Fungi; Ascomycota; Sordariomycetes; Hypocreales; Nectriaceae
Source: the annotation of a GenBank genome assembly